Messenger RNA from Eucalyptus grandis, 5752 nucleotides. Its product is annotated as disease resistance protein RUN1. Gene Ontology annotation, biological process: defense response; signal transduction. Bases 151 to 5595 code for a protein of 1814 amino acids. NCBI's taxonomy places the organism in Eukaryota, Viridiplantae, Streptophyta, Magnoliopsida, Myrtales, Myrtaceae. The record is from RefSeq and is a predicted model, not a curated record. Gene Ontology annotation, molecular function: ADP binding. The transcript is spliced from 6 exons.
ACGUCCCUGCGUUUACUUUGCCCUUCUUCUCUGCACCUGGAGAAGUUAUAGUCGAUCUUCCUCCACUAAACCCUCCCAAUCUAGCUCUUUUCCCAGAAGUGUGGUGGUUCUCUUCUUUGAGGGAAUACGGCUGAGAGGAUUGACCCACAGAUGGAAUACGGAGCUCUUGAUCUAUUCGUCAUCCUCGUUUCGGUUGUAUUACUACUGGCCCUCAGACAACUCCCGAAAUCAGAGAGAAGGAGGGCCUCGGAAUUAACCUCGAUAAACGACCAUCCGAGAACCUCGAGAACUGAGGAUGCUUCUGAAGAAGAGAUAAAGGCGUUAAGGUGGGACUCGGCGUCAACCUCGAAGACGGACGAUGAGUCCGGAGAAGAGAACGAGGCGUUAAGGCGGGACGCAGGGUCAACCUCUAGAAGGGACCAUCUGACAACUUCGAAAACGGACAAUGCGCUUGGAGUAGAGAACGAGGCGUUGAGGAGGGACUCGGAGUCAACCUUAAGAAUGGACAAUGUGUCUGGAGAGGAGAACGAGGCAUUUAGGAGAGACUUGGAGGCAACCUCAAGAAGGGACGAUGUGUCUGGAGAAGGGAACGAGGCGUUCAACGCAUCAGGAAUAGAGUAUGACGUGUUCUUGAGUUUCCGGGGACGAGACACACGUGACAACUUCACCGAUUGCCUUUACCAUAGAUUGAGACUCAUUGGACUCCAUGUCUUCCUAGACAACGAAGAACUCCGAGUUGGUACAGAGAUCGAUGGAGAGCUUUCGAAAGCCCUUGACAAAUCUCGAAUCUACAUACCCAUCUUCUCUCAAAACUAUGCUACCAGUUCGUGGUGUCUUCGUGAGGUUGCGCACAUGGAAAAAUGCACCUCAAAAUCAAAUCGGAAGAAAGAGAUACUUCCCAUCUUCUACGAUGUGGACCCUGAUGACGUUAAGCUCAACACUGAAUUGUACAAAAAUGCCAUGCCCAAGCACGAGGAGAAAUUUGGCGUCGAUGAAUUGAAGCGGUGGGAGGCUUCUCUUCGAAAGGUUGCACGCUUGAAGGGAUGGGAUCUGAAACGGAAAAGCCAAGGAGAACUAAUUGACUCGGUUGUUGAAGAGGUAUUGUGGAAACUUAAUUCUAGAAAUGUGGAUGUGCCUAAAUAUUUGAUUGAAGAUCAUCCUCAGAUAAAAGCCAUAACAGAAAAGUUGAAAAUUGAUUCUAAUGGUGUACGUUUCCUUGGUAUUCAUGGAGGAGGUGGCAUUGGUAAAACAGUACUUGCGAGGGUUGUGUUCAAUAGAUUAUCUCAUCAUUUUGAUGGGGUUAGUUUCCUUAAAGAGGUUCGAGAAUCAUCGAAGCACGGUCUUAUAGACUUGCAGAAAAAGUUAUUAUCAAGUUUUGUUGGCUUUGAGACUGCUAACAAAAUUGAAGACAUUGAAGAUGGGGUGCAUUGGAUCAAGAAAGUAUGUAAUACUAAAAAGGUCCUCAUUGUUCUUGAUGAUCUAGACAAGAAAGAGCAACUCGAAAAGUUAGCCGGAGAAUCUGAUUGGUUUGGUUCUGGUAGCAGGAUCAUUAUCACUACUAGGGACAAAAGUAUCUUGAUGACUCAAGUGGAAUCAUCUAGUGAAGAGGGUCAAAAUCAAACGAAAGGAAUUUUGGCUUAUGAAGUUCAUGAGAUGGAAUAUGGUAGAGCACUUCAGUUGUUUUGUAAGCAUGCAUUCCGAAGAGACUCUCCUGUAAAAGGAUAUGAUCAUCUAGCGGAGAAAAUAGUUUGUAGAGUGGGUAUGCUUCCUUUGGCUAUCGAGGUGAUAGGUUCAUCUCUUUACAGCGAGGGCUUGGUUCUGGAGCAACAUCUUGAUAAAAUAGAGCUAUGGGAAGACACGUUGAAGCAAUUAGAUGAAGGUCCUUACAAGGAUGUCCGAGAUGCAUUAAUAAUAAGUUAUGAACAAUUGGAGCCUAAGCACAAAGAAGUAUUUCUGGAUAUUGCUUGCUUUUUCACCAAUGCAGACCUAACAUAUCCAAUUAUCAUGUGGCGUGAUUGUAAUUACUAUCCUCCCCGUGCAAUUAGUGCCCUCCUCCUACGGUCCUUGAUGAAAAUUAGAGAUGAUAAAACAUUUUGGAUGCAUGACCAAGUUCGAGAUCUAGGAAGGUACAUCGUUCUUCAAGAAUAUCCUUGCAAAGAAAAUCCUCACAAAUUUAGUAGGGUAUGGAAUCACGAGGAUGCCAUAAAACUACUAGAGAUGAAAGAGACAAAUCGAGAUGUACAAGCACUAAGCCUCACUUCCGAUGGCUGCAGCCACAACUUUGCAGCUGAAGAGUUAGCUGCUCUACCAAAGUUAAGGUUUCUUCGAGUGAAAGAGUCCAACUUUUCUGGCAACUUCCAAAAUGUUCUUCCAGAACUAAGAUGGCUUUCUUGGCAAACAUGGAAAAUAACUUUCCGUGCGAAAAACUUUCACUUUAGUAAUUUGGUCGUGCUCGACCUUUCAAAUAGCUUUAUAAGAGAUGACUGGGGUGGAUGGAGCCAAAUGAAGAUGAAUAAAUUGAAGGUUCUAGAUUUGACAGGAUGCUUAUUGUUAAAAAGGACACCUGACUUCUCUAACUUUGCGUCUUUGGAGAUGCUGAUUCUUGCUCGGUGUGUGAGAUUAACCACAAUUCACAGCUCCAUUAGUAAGCUAAAACUCCUAAAAAUUUUGAAUAUCGAAGGAUGCAAGUUGCUUCGGGAGUUGCCUGCACAAGUAGGUUCUCUACAAUCUUUGACUGAGAUUAUCAUGCCCCAAAAUUUUGAACCUUUCAAGCUCCCAGAGACAUUUGGCAAUCUGGAAUCUUUGUCAAGUUUUAUAUUAGACGGGCACCUUGGAAUCAAUCAACUUCCAAGCUAUAUUGGAGGGUUAGUGAAAGUUACACGUUUAUCUUUACGUUGGUGUGUGGGGAUAAAGAAACUUCCAUGCUCCCUUGGAAAAAUGAAAAUGCUGGAUGAGUUGGAUUUAUCAAUGUCAGGAAUAGCUGAAUUACCUGACUCCAUUGAAUAUCUAAAGAAACUAAAAGUGAUUAGAGUAAGCUGUACGGAGAUAAAAAAGUUUCCUCAUACAAUUGGACAGGUGGAGAUGCUUGAAGAGUUACAUGCCCAGAAAUGUUGGGAUCUAACAAAUGAAAACUUGGAGGAACUUGGCAAGCUAUCCAAUUUGAGGAUAUUGGACUUAUCAUAUACUAGUGUAUCUAGACUCCCUAAGGUGCUAUGUUAUCUCUCUUAUCUCCAAACACUUGAAAUGAGUUCCACUCACCUUCAAGAAGUACCAAAUCUUCUCUCAAGUUUGACACACCUUCACUUGCAAGCACGUCACUUCCCAUCUAUCAAUGACCCAAUGGAGGAACCUAACCUGCCUUGGACGAACUAUUUGCCAGAAAAACAAUGGAUCAAUCCACUUCCGUCUGGUUUGUCAACCUUGAAAUUAAGGGGCAUCAAGCUAUUGCCACCUCUUUCCAACUUAAGAAAUUUGUCAAUUCUGUGUGUCAUUGAAUAUCCUAUGCCACACUUCUCUAUCUCUCAAGAGCUAAUCAAUUUGACGGAAUUGAAACUAAGUAAAUGCGAAUUCCUAGCGAAAAUACGCGGUUUGUCAUUUUUGAAGAAUUUGGAGCGCUUGGAUUUGAACAGAUUAGAAAGUCUAGUUGAGAUUCAUGGUUUGUCAGAAUUGGAGUCCUUGCUGCACUUUCGUAUUUCCCAUUGUAGGAUAAAAAACUUGCCCAACUUAUCAAAGUUAGAUAAGUUAGAGCACAUUGAGGUAGAAGCCUGUCCAAAUAUAAGAGUUAUCGAGGGUGUCAAGGGCUUAGAAAGCUUAGAGUUGGAUAAUAAUUGUUGCACUGUCCUAGAAAGAUUGCUGGAUGUCUCAAGAUCGACAUGGCUUUCCCAUAGAGUACCUAAGUGCCAGGUGUUCCUGAGUUUUAGUGGACUGCAAACUCCUUAUAGCAUUGUGGAUUUCCUUUACAAGGACCUUGUUCAUAACCAAAUUUCGGUUUUCAGGGACUAUGAACUAAGCUUUAAUGAUGGAAUUGGUGGGGAGCUUCCGCUGGCACUCAAUGAUUCUGACAUCUACAUACCCAUCUUAUCAAAGAACUAUGCUUCUAAUGGGUGGUGUCUACGUGAACUAACCCACAUGGUAGAACAUGCAUCAAAGUCAUAUGGAAAAAAGAGAAUCCUGCCCAUUUUCUAUGAUGUGGGGUUUGAUGAUGUUAUGCUUUAUAGUAAUUUGUACAAAAGUGUCCUCGAUAAGCACAGGAGGAAAUUUGGCAAUGAAGUGGAGGAAUGGGAAAGGGCUCUAAGAGAAGUUGCAGAUAUGACGGGGUUCCACCUAAAAAGUAACAGCCAUGGAGGACUAAUUGAAUUGGUUGUUGAAGAGGUUUUGCGUGAGCUUAGAGGCAAACAUGUGGAUGUCCGUAAACCUUUGGUUGAAAAUCAUCCUCAGAUAAAAAACAUAAUAGAAUUGUUGGAUGUUGACUCUGGUGGUGUACGUUUCCUUGGUAUUCAUGGGGUGGGUGGUAGCGGUAAAACAAUACUUGCGAAGGUUGUGUUCGACAAUUUAUCUUCUCAUUUUGAUGGCUUUAGUUUCCUCAAGGACAUUGAAGCAUCAUCAAAAUCUCAUGAUGGUCUUUUGAACUUGCAGAAAAAGCUCUUAUCAAGUUUUGUCAGUUCUGGGAUUACUGGCUCUAUUAAGGAUGUUGAUAUUGGGAUUAAGAUGAUCAAAAGAGUAUUUAGUGGUAAAAAAGUACUUGUUGUUCUUGAUAAUCUAGACAAAAGAGAGCAACUUGAAAAGCUAGCCGGAAGAUCUAAUUGGUUCGGUUCAGGUAGUAGGAUUCUUAUCACAACUAGGGACAAAGCAAUCCUGAUGACAUCAAUGUCAUCAAGUAAAGAGGUCCUAAAUCAUCCUGAAGGAAUUUUGGCUUAUGAAGCUCAUGAAAUAGAAUUUGCUCGAGCACUUCAUUUGUUUUAUGAGCAUACUUUUAGAAGUGACUCUCCAUCAGAAGUUUAUGUUACUCUUUCGAAAGAUAUUGUUCAUAAAGGUGCUAAUUUUCUUUUGGCUGUUGAGAUGAUAGGUCCAUAUCUUUUUCACUAUGGAAUUGCCUUGCAGCACCCCUUUGAUGAAAGAAAGCUAUGGGAAAAGACAUUGAGGCAGUUAGAUGAUGCUCCUUUUAAGGAUGUCCAAGAUGCAUUAAUGAUAAGUUAUGAUGGAUUGAAGAAAAAGGAAAAAGAAGUAUUUCUGGACAUUGCUUGCUUUUUUGCCGGCAAGGACAACACAUAUCCAAUUAUUAUGUGGGAUGACUGUAAUUACUGUCCUCACAAUGCAAUUGUUGUCCUCCGCCUACGGUCCUUGAUAAAAAUUGGUGAUGAUAAUAAGUUUUGGAUGCAUGACCAAGUUCGAGAUCUAGGAAGGCACAUCGUCCUUGAAGAGUAUCCUCACAAAUUGAGUAGGGUCUGGAUUUAUGAGGAUGCUAUAGAGCUAUUGGAUAAAAAAGAGGUAAAUGGAAGAAUCCGUCACGUAGCUUUUAUUUGGAAGGAGAAACACAUUAAUUUUUUGCUUUUAUUAUACAGUUAUCUUUGUUUAAAUUUUUUGUCUUGUGAGUGAGGUAGCUCUCUCUUAAACAUUUUGGUCAAAAGGUCCUGUAAAUUGGUGGAGAGAGACAAGACAGAUUGCCCUAUAUUUUGCUUUGUUUCAAGAUUCUAGAGGGUAGAAGAUAGCUCUCUGGAAAUUAUGAAGCAACAAAGAGCCAUUUCACGUGCCA